Messenger RNA from Macrosiphum euphorbiae (potato aphid), 216 nucleotides. Lineage: Eukaryota; Metazoa; Arthropoda; Insecta; Hemiptera; Aphididae. The record is from the annotation of a GenBank genome assembly.
AUGAUUAAGCAACAGAAAAAUUUAGCCGAUGCCACUAUUAAUCAAGCUGUGCAAAUGAAACGCAUAGCGUUAGCUUUAGAAGACAGAAAUGCAAUAGAACGGGAAAGAAAUAUAAUUUUAGAGCGGAAAUAUUCUAAAAAGUACCAGCAAACCCACAACUCCUCAAAUAUAGACUAUGAAGAUGUCAGUGUGAUUGGCAUAAACGAUAUAGAAUAG